CUGGCCGUUUUCAUUGGGGGUUUCUUCUCUCUCUCCUUACCUGCCUCAAAGGUCUGACUGUAAGUGCUGGAGCGGGGAUCACCGGCGCAUAAAGAUGCUGAAGGGUGUUUGGUUGCUCAGUUUGUUAACAGUGGCUGGGAUCUCGCAGACAGAGAGUCGCAAACCUGCCAAAGACAUUUGCAGCAAGAGCCGCUGCCCUUGCGAGGAGAAGGAGAACGUGCUGAACAUUAACUGUGAAAACAAGGGAUUUACAACUGUCAGCCUCCUCCAGCCACCACCGUCCAAGAUCUACCAGCUGUUCCUCAAUGGCAACGCACUGACCCGGCUCUUCCCCAAUGAGUUUGUCAACUACUCCAAUGCUGUGACCCUUCACUUGGGGAACAACGACAUGCAGGAGAUCCGCACCGGGGCCUUCAGCGGCCUCCGCACCCUCAAGAGGCUGCACCUCAAUAACAACAAGCUGGAAGUGCUGAGGGAAGACACGUUUCUGGGCUUGGAGAGCCUGGAGUACCUGCAGGCUGAUUACAACUACAUCAGUGCCAUCGAGGCGGGUGCCUUCAGCAAGCUGAACAAGCUCAAGGUGUUAAUUCUCAAUGACAACCUCCUGCUGUCCCUGCCCAGCAAUGUCUUCCGCUUUGUGCUCCUCACCCACCUGGACCUGCGGGGGAACCGGCUGAAGAUGAUGCCUUUUGCUGGUGUGCUGGAGCAUAUUGGAGGCAUCAUGGAAAUUCAGCUGGAGGAAAACCCUUGGAACUGCACUUGUGACCUGCUGCCCCUCAAGGCCUGGCUAGACACCAUCACCGUCUUUGUGGGUGAGAUAGUCUGUGAGACGCCCUUCAGGCUGCAUGGGAAAGAUGUGACCCAGCUCACCAGGCAAGAUCUCUGCCCUAGGAAGAGCUCCAGCGACUCAAACCAUCGGGAAAAGCAACCUGCCCUCUCAGACCCACACAUCUCGAGGCUGUCGCCCACAGCCAACUCUGCCAUCAGUCCUACCAGAGCCCCAAAAGCCAGCCGCCCCCCCAAAACCAGGAACCGCCCCACGCCCCGGGUCACUGUGUCAAAAGACAGACAAAUAUUUGGACCUAUCAUGGUUUACCAGACGAAGUCUCCUGUGCCCAUCACCUGCCCUGCUGGCUGUGUAUGUACUUCGCAGAGCUCAGACAACGGCUUAAACGUGAACUGCCAAGAGAAAAAGAUCAGCAACAUCUCCGAUCUCCACCCCAAGCCCACCAGCCCAAAGAAACUUUACCUUACCAGUAACUAUCUGCAAGUCAUUCACAGGACGGAUCUCACAGAGUACAGCUCUCUGGAUUUGUUACACCUCGGAAACAACAGAAUUGCAGUGAUACAAGAAGGUGCCUUUACAAACCUCACGAGUUUACGUAGACUUUAUCUUAAUGGCAACUACCUUGAGAUUCUGUACCCUUCUAUGUUUGAUGGGCUGCACAGCCUGCAGUACCUCUACCUAGAGUAUAACGUCAUCAAGGAGAUCCUGCCACGCACCUUUGAUGCUCUGAGUAAUCUCCACCUGUUAUUUCUCAAUAACAACCUGCUCAGAUCCUUGCCUGACAAUGUCUUUGGUGGCACUUCUCUCACCAGACUGAACCUUAGAAACAACCAUUUCUCACACUUGCCUGUGAGAGGGGUCUUGGACCAGCUCUCAGCUCUAAUUCAGAUUGACCUUCAGGAGAACCCUUGGGACUGCACGUGUGAUAUCAUGGGGCUGAGGAACUGGAUAGAGCAAGUCACCAACCAGAACAAGCAGCAGACAAAUCCCCCUGUAGUCAUCAAUGAAGUCAUAUGUGAGUCCCCCACCAAGCACUCCGGAGAGCAUCUGAAAUUCCUCAGCAGAGAAGCCAUCUGCCCGGAGAACCCGAACUUGUCCGAUUCGUCCCUCCUGCCCAUGAACCAGAACACAGAUGUGCCCGAUCUUCCUGGCAUCUCACCCAGUUCUUAUCCAGAAAUACACACCGAAGUCCCGCUCUCUGUCUUAAUUUUAGGCUUGCUGGUUGUGUUUAUUUUGUCGGUCUGUUUUGGGGCAGGCCUGUUUGUCUUUGUCCUCAAGCGUCGGAAGGGGGUGCAAAGCAUGCCCAGCAGCGCAAACAACUUAGACCUAAGUUCCUUUCAGCUCCAGUAUGGGUCUUACAACACGGAGACCCAUGAUAAAACCGAAGGGCAUGUUUAUAACUACAUCCCCCCUCCGGUUGGACAGAUGUGCCAAAACCCAAUCUACAUGCAAAAGGAGGGGGAUCCCGUGGCUUAUUACCGGAAUCUCCAUGACUUUAGCUAUAGCAAUCUUGACCACAAAAAGGAAGAUCCUGCCCCUCUCGCAUUUACAAUCAGUGCAGCUGAACUGCUGGAGAAGCAGUCUUCGCCGAGGGAACCAGAACUGCUCUAUCAAAACAUUGCAGAAAGGGUCAAGGAACUCCCCUCCGGAGGAUUAGUUCAUUAUAACUUUUGCACCUUACCCAAAAGGCAGUUUGCCCCUUCCUAUGAAUCGAGACGCCAAAACCAGGACAGGAUAAAUAAAACUGUUUUAUAUGGGACUCCCAGGAAAUAUUUUGCAGAACAGUCUAAACCUGAGCAUCCUUUACUGCAAGGAAAGCUACACACAGAACCAGACUACCUCGAAGUUCUGGAAAAACAAACAGCAAUCAGUCAGCUGUGAGGGGGGAGGUGGGAGAGGCAGUUUUUUUUUUUUUUUUUAAUGAGCUCGACAUCAAAUUUGAUUCUGAACUCAAUACUGAUGUGAUCUGUCACGUUUCCAACAUUUCCACUUUUUAAAAUUAGAGAACGAGAGAGAGAAACAGAGACCUUACAGCAGAGCGGGGUUAUGGUGUUGCAUUUGCAACAUUCCCUUUAAGUUAUUUCUAUAUCUCUCUCCUUUUGACCCUCCUGUAGGAACUGUCUCUGCAAAUGUAUGUUUCUGUACUGGAUCUUGCAUAAUGCUUUUUGAUUUGCAAAGAAAUGACAGAGGGGUCUUUGGAGUUUUUCUUUUGUUUUUCUUCUUUCCUUUUCAUGUUAAAGUGGAAACAAUGUAUUAUGUAGAAGAUCUGCAAAGAUCUAUUUUCCUGGACUAUUCUUUUGUAAAUAAUAAUAUACAGUACUGCUGUUUCAAUUACCAAGUAUAGCCACUGGGCGUCACUUUUUUGUGUUAAAGUGCCUUUGCACUUUAAGUACAUUAUUACUUAAUUGUUGCUCUUAGCUUUGAUAAAUUGAACCUAUUUUAAUGUGUUGUAUUUUUGAAAUUAAAAAAAAAAUGUAAAAUAGAUCUAUAUGUCAGCUGCAUUAAAUCAGAAGGUUUGAUCUA
Molecule: messenger RNA, 3310 nt
Organism: Tinamus guttatus (white-throated tinamou)
Lineage: Eukaryota; Metazoa; Chordata; Aves; Tinamiformes; Tinamidae
Gene: SLITRK2
Product: SLIT and NTRK like family member 2
Biological process (GO): axonogenesis; positive regulation of synapse assembly
Cellular component (GO): glutamatergic synapse
Molecular function (GO): protein binding
Source: RefSeq, a predicted model, not a curated record